GAUACGUCACGUGAUGUUGUUGUUUACGCAUCCGACUAAUGCAACGAGGUCCAUCAUGGUGGCAAGAUGUCCCAAAAAAAUUAGAGAAAACAAUCAGGGUAAUGUAACAAAGUAAAAUCAAAAGUUAUUUAUAAAAAUACGGGACAGGAAAAUUUAUGUGACAAAGAAACUAUACAAACUUAGCAAUUCCAAUUAUAAAGACAAAGAAAUAUCAAUAAGAUGGAUUCAUACCAGAGAGAAAAAAAUAUGUUGUCAAACCAUGGGUAUAGUUCGCCUUACAAACAAAAACAAAUUGAAAAGAUGAAUGGAGAUCAACAUGUUGUAUCUUCGCCUGGCAUUCACAAUAGAAAAAGAGAAAAAGGUGUUGUUGAGAAACUGUUAAAUUCAUAUGGUUUUUUGGAAUGUUCAUCAACCAAUUAUCGUGUUUUUUUCCAUUACAGUGAAUAUGAUGGUGAUCCUAAUAAACUUGUUGUAGGAGAUUGCAUGGAGUUUUUACUCACUACUGACCAUCGUAAUAAUAAACCAUUAGCAGUUAAUUUAUCUAAACUACCUUCAGGUUCAGUUGUUAUUGAGACACUUAGUGAGGAAAUGUGCACUGGUAGAGUUGAAGUUGAGCCUAAAGUUUCAAAAAAUGCUGAUUCUGCAGAUAUAUCUACUUUAGGACGUGUUAGUUACGACAAAAACGGAGAAUUUUUUUUUCUUCCUUUUUCUAUAUCAGAUAUAGAGAAAGGAGAAAAAAUCAACAAAGGAGAUUACGUUUCAUUUAAUGUUGCAACAAACAAGCGCACAGGUUCAAUGAAAGCUCGUAAAUUAAGACUUAGUAGUACCCAACCACUUUUGAAAAUUGGACAGGGCAUUGUGAGCUCGUUAAAAGAAAAUUUUGGGUUUAUAGAGCGAGCUGACACAGUUGCUGAGAUUUUUUUUCAUUACAGUGAGUUUAAAGAUGAUAUCAAUGAACUUCUAAUUGGUGAUGAUGUUGAGUAUGAAUUACAAGAACGAGCAGGAAAAGAAACAGCUGUUAACAUAAAAAAGCUACCAACUGGAACUGUUGUUUUUGAAGAUAUUUCUCCAACACGUUAUAAAGGUCAUGUAAUAAAAGCAAUAUCUUCUUCACCAGGAACAAAUGUGGACGGUCAUUUAACAGGAAUGAUUGAGUAUCAAGGGAAAAAUGAUACACAUGAAAUCCUUUUUGGAGAUAGAGAUACUGAAGAUGAUAUUAUGUUGCAGAAAGGAGACAUAGUAGAGUUUAAUGUAUCAACUGAUCGUCGAGAUAAAUUACAACGUGCUGUCAACAUUAAACUAAUAUCUGUUUGUGUACCAAAUGGACACACCCGUGAUGUAGGAAUAAUCUCGAGUAUAAAAGAUGGCUUCGGAUUUAUAAAAUGUGCUGAACAAGAGCUCAGUAUUUUCUUCCAUUUUAGUGAAGUUCUUGAACAGUCUCGAGUGAUGAAUAUAGGUGAUGAAGUUGAGUUCACUAUUCAAAAUGAUGUGGUUUCCAAAAGACAACAUGCAACUCGAGUUCAUUUUUUACCUAAAGGUUCUGUUACAUUUGAAACUGUUUCCAGUAAACGGUAUGUUGGUAUCAUAGAACAAGAAGCUCCUCUUAUUAGGAACAUGAAAAGUCCCAACAAAGUCAAAGAACAAGAAAAUGGCUUUAUUCAAACUCAGAUAGGCGGUGUUCAAACUAAAGUUGCAUACUAUUUACGUGACUGUAAACUUAGGGAAACACCACAAUACCAAGAUAAAGUUGAUUUUAUUCUAGUAACAAAAAAAGCAAGCGGACAUCAUUUUGCUCGUGAUGUAAAUGUAUUAGAAAAAGCUGUUCAUCUUCUGCAGCAAGGUUAUGUCUGUGCUCUUAAGGAAUCAUUUGGAUUUAUUGAAGUAAGUUCUCAUGAGCGAGAACUAUUUUUUCACUUUAGCGCUGUUACUGAUGGUACUCCGCUUGAGCUAGGUGACUUAGUGCAAUUUACUGAAGUCAAAUCAGGGGAGAAAAUAAGUGCAGACAAUGUUACAAAGCUGCCACUAAGUAGUUUUACAGAAGAUGAUGUCACAUCGAAUGUUUAUGAAGGAACUGUAAUUAGACCAAUGAGAACGGUUGAUCCUGAUCAAAGCGAAUAUGAGGGCUUGAUACAGGUAUCUUCAUCUGAACUUGAAAAUGAUGAAAAAGAAGAAGUUUACCGCUUUGGUAUAACCAGCUUAGUUGAUAAAAAAGAACAACUGCAAGUUGGGAACAAGGUGUCAUUCCAAACUUGCAUUGAUUCUGUCACUAAAACUAUUAGAGCAACUCGUGUUGCUUGCAAGCGAAAUAUAUUAAGAGGAAGAGUUGAAUCAUUGAAAGGGCAGUUUGGUUUUAUAUCAUACGAUAAUGACGAGGGUAAAAGAAUAUUUUUUCAUAUGAGUGAGUUGAUCGAUAUUCAUUCAAGUGAUUUGAGAACUGGCGAUGAGGUUUCCUUUGCUAUUGUUAAUAACCAUAAAAAUGGCAAAAAAAGUGCAAUACGUGUACAAAAGAUUAUAGAUGAGCGACCAGAACGUUUAGCACGCAGAAGAAGUGUUAGAUUUUCGGAAUGUGCUGCUAGUUCUUUUGUAGUACUUCGUCAUCCUACUGGUCCAGAUGGAACGAGUGGUUUCAAACUUCUGCGUGGUGUAGAUGUUAUGAAAGAACAACUCUCUGAGUUAGAUCUAAGUUGUUCUUAGUGAAUGGAAUAUUUCAGAAUGAUUUUAUAUUAAUGCGCGUUAUUCGAGCUUUAAAAUUUCUGAUGUCUUGAUCAAAUUAGACUUAACAAUACAUUGUCUUGAUGAAACCAGAUUAAACAUUAUUUUCAAAUGUUUGCAAUAAUAAAGAUUUAUUUAUUUAUGAAUCAUUUUAAACAUUGAUAGCA
Molecule: messenger RNA, 2879 nt
Organism: Hydra vulgaris (swiftwater hydra)
Lineage: Eukaryota; Metazoa; Cnidaria; Hydrozoa; Anthoathecata; Hydridae
Product: RNA-binding protein Unr
Molecular function (GO): nucleic acid binding
Source: RefSeq, a predicted model, not a curated record